Messenger RNA from Lolium rigidum, 597 nucleotides. RefSeq lists its product as uncharacterized. The transcript has a single exon. Lineage: Eukaryota; Viridiplantae; Streptophyta; Magnoliopsida; Poales; Poaceae. The record is from RefSeq and is a predicted model, not a curated record. Bases 1 to 597 code for a protein of 198 amino acids.
AUGGCUACCAACACCCGGUCCGCGAGCUUGCUGCUGUGCUUGAUCGCCAUUGUGUUGCACUUCCAGCUCUUCUCACUUGCAGCUGCCGCACCGUCACGCAGCAACAAGACCCGAGACGACGGCCAUGGCGGCAGGACGCUGAGCUUCACCCUGUACCAGCAAGAGACCAUCAACAAGACCGCCUACAUGGUGGUCGACGGCGUGGCCGGCGCAGCGGUCAGCCAGACCACCACGCCCUUCGGCACCGUCUACGUUUUCCGCGACAACCUGACGGUGCACGCCGACAGGGCCUCCCCGGUGGCCGGCGUGGCGGAGGGGACCUCCAUCACCACCAGCCUCGACGGACUGUUGAGCUUGUCGCUGGCCAAGAUCACGAUCCACCACCGAGGUCACCGGGGCUCCGUGUCCAUCCUCGGGGGAACGUACAACAUCGGGCCGUCCGACUACCCGGUGGUGGGCGGCACCGGUGACUUCGCGUAUGCCGUGGGCUACGUCCGGUCGUCGCCGGUGGACCUGCGGGGAUCCACGGUCACGUACAAGUUUGAGCUUCAACUGUAUUGGCCCCCGUACGCGCCUUACGCUCCAACUCCGCAGUAG